UUUUACACGAGCUAAAGUCAGUAAAGUGUAAAGCUAAACGACGACGUUCUGGAGCGCAAUGUAGAAGUCACUCCCCCUCACAGUUACUUGAGACUCGCAGACUGAGGACUGAAACAGAUAAGAGAGAGAGAGAAAAGAUGAGAGGGUGUUUCCCGGCGCCGGCGGUCAUCUCCGGUGCGGCGAGCUCCGCAAUCACUCAAAUUGUUUGGGGAAGAAGAAAAGAUCCGUUGUUUCAAUUCUCAGUCUGGUCCUCAACAACUGCAACCUCGUCUUGCUUAGUCUAUAAUAACAGUAAGCAUGAUAAGCGGAGACGAAGGCGGUGGCUUUCGUUAUCAGAAGCAAGUAGAGGGAGAGGUGUGAGCGUUGGAUUAGAGCAACAAUGCGAGUGUGAAAGUGAAAGUGAUAAUGAAUGGGUGGUGGUCAAUUUUUACCAGUUUGUGUUGAUCAAAGACGCGGAGGCACAAGUGGCCAAGCAUCUCAAUUUCUUGAAGGGGCGUGAUAUACGUGGGCGGAUAUAUGUGAAUGAACAAGGGAUAAACGCGCAGUACAGUGGGCCGUCAAGAGACGCGCUUGCUUAUGUUGAAUGGGUGAGAGAGGAUGAGAGAUUUGCCAACUGCUUGGUGCAGAUUUCUGCAGCACCAACUGGGCAUGCCUUUCCAAAACUCAAGCUGCGGUAUAAGCCUUCACUGGUUCAGUUAGAAGGAGGUAUUAGUCAUCUUCCUUUGCUGGACCCUUCAAUGCGAGCUACACCUCUAGCACCAUCCCAGUGGAGGAAAAGAUUGGAGGCAGUGACCGGCAGCACUACUGCUGAUGCAUCAACUCAAAAUCCUAAACCAAACUAUAUUCUAUUGGAUGUUAGAAACGGUUAUGAGUGGGAUAUUGGUCAUUUCAGUGGGGCUCGACGGCCAGAUGUGGACUGCUUCAGGAGCACUUCGUUUGGGCUAUGCCAACCAGAGGUCAUUGCUGCAGAUCCGUUAGCCAACGUUGAUAAAGAAACAGAUAUAUUGAUGUAUUGCACUGGAGGUAUCCGUUGUGAUGUAUAUUCCACGAUCCUAAGACAACAGGGCUUUCAAAAUUUAUACACCUUAAAGGGGGGUGUCUCUCAUUACCUAAAAAAUGAAGGUCCUGUCCAGUGGGUUGGGAAUUUGUUUGUGUUUGACUCCCGUCUUUCUCUCCCACCCGCUACCUACAAGCCUGAAGCCAUAACUGAACCAAACAGAGUUGAAGUUUCAGAGAACAAUACAUUUGCCAGAUGCUAUAUAUGUGGUUUAGAAGUCUGCGAGUUACGGCAUCGAAACUGCGCCAAUCUUGACUGCAACCUACUUUAUCUAUGCUGCAUGAACUGUGUUGAGGAUUUAAGAGGAUGUUGCUGUUCAAAGUGCACAACUGCUCCUCGACUUAGACCUGUUCUUCAGGGUCCCCAUAGAUAUGAAAAAUGGCACACGUACCGGGAUUUGAUAUCACAAAGCAAGUCGACAGCUUGAUCAGACUCAUAAGCAUAUGAAGCAGGGAUUGCAUAUUCACAAAUCUAAAACAGAAAUUGUAAUGACCAACUUGUUUGUGCUCCUGUCUGCACUAGUGUUGGUAGCUAUUGGGGAUGAAAGUUUGGGGUGUGUGUAUGGUCAGCAAAGUUCAGCUUAGAAUAUACGGUGUUUAUACAUUCCAAUUGUUUCAUUUAUCAUGUUUCUGUUCCUCUUCAAAGGAGUAGAGGAAUAACUUGCAAACUAAUACUAUACUAUGUAAUUACAAUGGAA
Messenger RNA from Rosa rugosa (rugosa rose), 1754 nucleotides. RefSeq names its product rhodanese-like domain-containing protein 8, chloroplastic. The record is from RefSeq and is a predicted model, not a curated record. NCBI's taxonomy places the organism in Eukaryota, Viridiplantae, Streptophyta, Magnoliopsida, Rosales, Rosaceae. The coding region runs from base 138 to 1484 and encodes 448 amino acids. The transcript is spliced from 7 exons.